Polychytrium aggregatum is the source of this 1165-nucleotide messenger RNA. RefSeq names its product tyrosine phosphatase-like protein-like protein. NCBI's taxonomy places the organism in Eukaryota, Fungi, Chytridiomycota, Chytridiomycetes, Polychytriales. The transcript has 5 exons. The record is from RefSeq and is a predicted model, not a curated record. Gene Ontology annotation, biological process: negative regulation of SCF-dependent proteasomal ubiquitin-dependent catabolic process; protein dephosphorylation; regulation of ERK1 and ERK2 cascade. The coding region runs from base 164 to 745 and encodes 193 amino acids. Gene Ontology annotation, molecular function: F-box domain binding; protein tyrosine/serine/threonine phosphatase activity. Gene Ontology annotation, cellular component: nucleoplasm; cytoplasm.
CCCGGAUCGGUUUCGCUCUCUAUCGGCGACGGCCAUCCCUCCAGCCGACCCCGAGCGAGCCUGCCUCUCUCUCCCCUCCUUCGGCACUCUUAUCAUCCUCGACCGACUCCAUCGAGGCUCGUCGAGUCACGCCGCUCCUGACCGACCACCCUGUCCGGAUACCAUGAUCAUCGAAAUGCAGGACUGGAGAUAUGAAAUGCGACGGGAGAUUCAAGAGAUCGUCCCGGGCUUGUUUCUUGGACCAUACUCGUGCUCAAAGAACCUCCAGGAUCUGCAAUCCAAAGGUAUCACCCACAUGGUGAUGAUCCGAGAUACCACCGAGCAGCACAUUAUGAAGCCACUGUUCCCAAAUCUCUUUCAGUAUCAUAUCGUCGAGGCCUCCGACUCGCCGAUGCAGAACCUGAUCCCGUACUUUCCGAAAACCAACGAGUACAUCCGAAGCGUCCUCGCCCACGGCGGCCGGGUGUUUGUGUAUUGCAACAGCGGCAUAUCUCGGUCGCCGACCUUUGUCGUGGCCUAUAUGAUGGAGUCCUUCAAGAUGGCCUUUCAGGUCGCAAUCAACUACGUGCAGUCGAAACGGUUCUGUAUGAAUCCCAACGAAACCUUCAAGCUGCAGCUGCGGGAAUACGAGCCUAUCUUCCAUGCGCGCGAAGCUAUAGAGCAAAUGCAAUACACCCCCGAACAGGUGCUGCUUCAGGGCCAACGAAGGCGGCCAAUCGAUGAGGACGAGGACGAAAUGGAGUGAUAUCGAUAAAACGCCAUUCCGGCGCAUCACGAGAUUAUUUGGUCGCUGCUGGUGCCCAGCGCAUCCCAGUAAUCCUUCACUAAGGCUUUUGGACAAUUGCUCGAUCCGCUUGCGGACUCACAAUCGGAAUCGGUCCAGCUCCAAGUGCUCCUGCUGUACAUCGAGUCAACAACCCAACUCAAUAACCAAACACACCACCUCACCGACACCCCGACGACCAUCUUUUCCCGCGAGCCCCUUGCCAACCGUCCUGGUCAAGGAUCAUGUCCUGCGGCUCCAAUAGCCACGAGGCUACUGUGCCCUUGCAUCCGCCUUUCACAGAUCUGUUGCGCUCGCACGCAAUACGAUACCUGGGUCAGAGCCACCAGCGGCUAUUGUUCUGAUCCUGAAUACACACGUCCUUCGCAAGUUUGUCCAGAA